This is a messenger RNA of Phytophthora sojae, 1872 nucleotides long. RefSeq lists its product as hypothetical. The record is from RefSeq and is a predicted model, not a curated record. Gene Ontology annotation, biological process: protein phosphorylation. The coding region runs from base 1 to 1872 and encodes 623 amino acids. The transcript has 4 exons. Lineage: Eukaryota; Oomycota; Peronosporomycetes; Peronosporales; Peronosporaceae. Gene Ontology annotation, molecular function: protein kinase activity; ATP binding.
AUGGGUUCAGCGGCGCCCGGACCCAAACAUGCCACCUGCCUGCGCCGGCUUGACGGUCUCCACCACUGGAUCACGAGGACAUUCCUCAACCCGCUGGCCGUCGCGAACAUCACCACCACCACCUAUCCGCUACACGUUGACGCCGACAUGUCGUCGUCCAUCGAGCUGGACGGCACGAGCUCCGACCUGGCCCGGCAGCUCUACUACCGGGCCAAGGAGGACGACACGUCCGUGAGCCAAGUGACCAUCUCCGCCGUGCCGGACGCCGUGCAGAGCCGCCUGGACGACAUGAAGCUCGACUGGAGCAAGCUGCCGGGCCUGGCGCAGCUCGCGCUGCUCUGGGACUCGGGGUUCGCCAUCAACAUCCACAACGAUCCUGUGAAGAUGUGGACGCUUGGGGACAACAACAUGUCCACCCUGGCCCUCUCCCCGAACAACACGACGGCCCACGAGAGCUACCUGUGCAACGGCGCGCAGAUGAACACCGCGGCCAAGUGCGUCGUCGAGGAGUUCACUGACGGCAAGGACUACAACGCGGCCAUGUGGGGCACGGGCGGCAAUCCGUCGGCCGCGCCGAGCCUGCGCGUGGCCAAGCACGAGUGGUGGGAGAACGGAGAGACCCACUACGUCGUCAUGGCGCUGCACACCGUGGGCAUCGACCAGGAGCCGGGCUGGAACGCCUGCGCCAACAGUCUGCAGAACGACGGCUUCGGCUCGCUGGUGUUUCCGUGCCGCACGACGGCCAACCUGACGGCGGCCAACGAGGCCGACAAGAAGGAGGUGGAGGGCAGUCAGUGGGUGGAGGACUGGCUGGUGGCCGACUACAUGGCCACGGCCAAGGCCGAGGACUCGGACGGCUUCAACAUGAUCCUGCUGGUGCCCAUUAUUGUCGGGGCUUUGGUGGUGCUCGCGCUCGUUGCGCUGGCCUUCUACUGCCGCCGUAAGAGGAAGCAACAGGCUCAGAAGCAGCAGUACGAGGACAGCAGCACUACCACGGGCCAGACGCCCGAGGACAUGACGGUCUCCACGUACGCGGGGGCGGACCAGACCAUCCAGUUCCCGGCCGGUUACGACAGCGAGUUCGCGUCCGCGGGCUCCAAUACGACGCUGAAGGUUCUGCUGAAGAGCGAGUUCCUCGUCGGAAAGCGGAUCCCGCUGGAGAGCUUGAUCUUCGAGAAGCCGCUGUCCAAGGGCGCGUCGGGAGAGGUCUGGGUCUGCGAGUACGCGGGCCAGAAGGUGGCGGCCAAGAGGCUGCUGCAGACCAAGGACCAGAAGGCCGAAGACGUGCACGAGUUCGCGCUGGAGAUCGAGCUGAACGCGCACUUGCAGCACCCCAACAUCGGCGCGUUCAUCGGCGUGGCAUGGAGCAGCCUCAACAACCUGGCAAUGGUCGUUGAAUACUUCCCCCAAGGAGACCUUCAAAGCUACUUAAGGAAAAACGCCGACUUGCUAUCGUGGGCCAAGGACAAAAUCCAUAUGGCUGUUGGCUUGGAGGCCAAGGUGAUCGAUUUCGGUGUGAGUCGUGGACGUCUGGACAAUACAAUGACUGCAGGAGUGGGCACGCCCUACUGGACGGCACCUGAAAUCCUCGAGGGCAAGCGGUACACCGAACAGGCCGACAUUUACUCGUUCGGAGUGGUCCUGUCGGAGCUCGACACGUGCAAGAUCCCGUUCCACGACUGUAUGGACACGAACGGAAAGAAGGCCAAGCCGUUCCGUAUCCUGCAAGAGGUCAUGUCUGGCGUUCUGCGUCCCAGCUUCUCGGAGGACUGUCCUCCUCGAAUCCGUCGCAUUGGUAUCAUGUGCUGCCAGCACGACCCCGCGCGACGACCUACCGCGGCUCAGCUGGUGGAGAUGCUACAGGGCCAGUGA